AUGACCCUCUCGGCACCGCCGCCGGCCUCACGUUGCACAAUUUCCACCCCCCCCCCCCCCCUCCCCCGGGGCCAGGAGAUUCCUGAGCGGCGCAGUCAGAGCGGCCCGGCCCGCCCCGGCACCGGGCACCGGGCCCUGGGCAGCCGGAGGCAGCCGAGCGCGUUAAAAAUAUCGCCGAUUUCUGACACCGGCUCCCAGCGCGGUUCCAAGCAGCCGGGCCCGGGGCCAGAUCCCGGCGCCGAGGGACGGAGGCCGCCCGGCUCCCGUGCUGCUCCCCGGCACGGCGAGGAGGCCGGUGGCACGGCGAGGAGGCCGGUGGCACGGCGAGGAGGCCGGUGGCACGGCGAGGCCGAGCUGUUACUCGCUGUCCGUACGUCGGGACGGCGCUCGUGGGCACCGCGGAAACGCAACCCCCACGGUGCGGUUUGGAGCAUCCCGGGGCACGGCGUGGACGGGCCGUGUUUACCCCAGCCCGCGGCCCGGCCCAGCGUGGGUUUCCAUGGAAAACUUCCAUCGAAAACAAGGAGGGAAGGAGCUACCGCGGGAGUGACUCAGCCACAACUGGAAGCUUCUGCGGGGCUCCCUUGUGCCCCAGGGUGGUGUCAUCACCCGCCCCCCCAGCGCCCUUCGCAAGUGCCACACGCGGUUUUGGGGGAAAAAACAACUCUUCUGGCCCCCCGCGGAGGGGAAGGGAGGAUGGGGUGGGGAAGAGCCCUGUGCCCCCGGCUCCAGGCUCGCAGCUCUCCGUUUGUUUCCCUCCCCUCGCGGCGCCCGGGCAGGCACGGCGCAGGAACGACGGCGACACGCAGAAGGUUGCAGCGCAGCAUGGAGGAAAGGAGCCAUCAGCGAGGCCCUGCUGCAGGCACGGCCCUGGGUGCGACGCUGCUGAAACGCCGCUGGGCUGCGGGCUCAGGAGAGCGGCUCACCCCGGCGCUGAAGCGGUGCGGCAGCCAAGCAGGACGCCUACAAUUAGAGCAACAAUAA
Messenger RNA from Cygnus atratus (black swan), 984 nucleotides. RefSeq names its product translation initiation factor IF-2-like. The record is from RefSeq and is a predicted model, not a curated record. The coding region runs from base 1 to 984 and encodes 327 amino acids. Lineage: Eukaryota; Metazoa; Chordata; Aves; Anseriformes; Anatidae. The transcript has 6 exons.